Messenger RNA from Abrus precatorius (Indian licorice), 1485 nucleotides. Its product is annotated as zinc finger CCHC domain-containing protein 10. The record is from RefSeq and is a predicted model, not a curated record. The transcript is spliced from 2 exons. Bases 262 to 1041 code for a protein of 259 amino acids. Lineage: Eukaryota; Viridiplantae; Streptophyta; Magnoliopsida; Fabales; Fabaceae.
UUUCAUUCUUCAGCGCAUUCAUGAACCCUAAUUUCCUUACUCAAACACGCGCCGCACUGACUGAACAGAUUGGAGUCCUAUCCAAUUUCCUCAAUUCUUAAUCUAAGUUUCAAGAUCGGAGAAAAAAGACAACUUCUUCCUCAUUACCGGUUCAGGUGUUGGCGUUCAUAGGUUGCAAUUAGUUUUGGGGGAGGGGGAAUUUUGAUGCUGUUGAGUUCAUUUGUGUGUUGUAAGAGCUACGUCUGAGGACAUACAUAGAACAUGUCAAGUAAGAAGGAAGAGAAAUCUCAGGCUGCGGCUGAAAGAAUCAAGGCUGCAGCCUUGAGUGCUGCGAAAGGUCUUAGUCGUGCUCAGGCCGAAAGGGCGGCAGCUGCGGCUGCCCGGAAUGUGAAUGCUUAUGGACAGAAGGAAGAAGGGCCUAGCAGAUGGCAGGAGAAAAGGGAAGCAAAGAGGCAGAUGUAUUUGAUGAGUACUGAGAAAGCUGUUAAAUUAGGUGAAAGAAAGGACCUUAAACCGACAAUGUCGACUGUGGGUGGCACAGCUCAGUGCCAAAAGUGUUUCCAAAGUGGCCACUGGACAUAUGAAUGCAAGAAUGAACGGGUUUACAUUUCAAGACCAUCCAGGACCCAGCAACUUAAAAAUCCUAAACUGAGGGCAAAUGUCUCUGUGACUUAUGAUUUGGAUGAUAAUAAUAAAAAUAAUUCUGUUGCUAAGGAGGAAAAGGCUAAAAAGAGUUCCAAAAAAGCCAAAAGGAAGCAUCGGUCUGACUCUGAUUCUGGCAGUGAUAGUGAGGAUUCAGUUUUUGAGACUGAUAGUGGUAGUGGGUCAUCAUCUGUUACGGGAUCAGAUUAUUCUUCGGAAAGUAGUUCAGGUUACAGUUCAUCAUCUGAUUCAGAGGAAGAACGGAGACGUAGAAGGAAGAAGAAGCAGAAGAGAGGAAGACGGAGGAGGUACAGUACAUCAGAAUCAGAUUCUGUUUCAGACUCUGAUUCUGAUGAUAGAAGCAGCCGGAGAAAGAGGAGACAUAAUCGAAGACGGUGAGUGAAACUGAAGAAUGUGCGGAGCAGCCUAGAGUUUGGUGGGUCGGUGCUGGGUAAGUUACUUGCUACAUGGAUGCAAUCAUCAAGUUUCAGCAGAUAUGGUGCUUAUUAUGAUAUGGGUAAUGUAGAAUAAGCUUUGCUAGCUGCUGCUGUGGUUGUAUUAAUUUUCUUUUAUUACUUUGUUUUCCUGAAGAUAUUCCGAAGUUAGAUUUAAUCUUUCACAUUUAACUUCAUGGACGUGCUCUCUAUGUUUUCGUUAGAUGUUAAGCAGUAAGAUGGUUUGGUUUUUGCAAUUGAUCCUAGUUUAAAAUGCUGUCAUGCGUAUACUCUCAUUUACAACUUACUUAUUGUAUAGUUUGAGAGUUUCAUAGCUGAGUUGUUUCUUGCAUUUUCGAUAUCUGAGGACUUUAAUGCAUUUUGAUUAUACAUCAAAUUGAGCUUGAGC